Molecule: messenger RNA, 2350 nt
Organism: Gadus macrocephalus (Pacific cod)
Lineage: Eukaryota; Metazoa; Chordata; Actinopteri; Gadiformes; Gadidae
Product: tumor necrosis factor receptor superfamily member 14-like
Exons: 6
Coding region: 170-787 (205 amino acids)
Biological process (GO): defense response to Gram-positive bacterium; positive regulation of cytokine production involved in immune response; defense response to Gram-negative bacterium
Cellular component (GO): external side of plasma membrane
Molecular function (GO): protein binding
Source: RefSeq, a predicted model, not a curated record
AAAGAAGAAGAAGAGUUUGCAAGUGUUUUUCUGAAUUUGCAUGCGUUUAGGCAUUUGCAGCGCACGUGUUGUGUAGUUUGCAAGUGUUGUGACCCUUCUCGGCCACCGUAAUUUACGGAAUACCUGGAACGCACCUGUUCUCACUUGUUAAAAAGGCCCUACACACAUAAUGCGAAUAUUCGCCGUUCUGACACUGAUGUGCACUUUUCUGGCACCCACCACUGCAGGAGAAAGCUGCCGGCCUAUGGAAUAUGAUGUCAGUGGGAUAUGUUGUCCAAUGUGCGAUAAAGGAAGUGUUGUGAAGCGAAACUGCACCCAUGACUCGAGUACGAGCUGCACGCCGUGUGAGAGAGGCACGUACAUGGACACGGCCAGUGGACUGAGCCGGUGUUACAGCUGUCGAACCUGUAAAGCAGAACAAGGUCUGGUAGCAGAACGGGAGUGCACCAGAGAACAGGACUCAGCCUGCACCGUAUUGGAUGGCUUCUACUGCCAGGAGCCCAACCAGAAAUCAGGCUGCACUCUGGCUCAGAAACACACCCAGUGUAAUGCUAGCCAGAUGACUAAAUUACCUGGAACCAGGGGCACUGACACGGUCUGUGAGGACUGCAAGACUGGGUAUUAUUCUACACCUGGUCUUAAAUGUACAGAAGGGAAAAGCAGCUGUGGGAAUGGAAAGGUGCUGCAAAAGGGAAGCCAAACCAAAGAAACGGUCUGCAACACAGCCCCAAGAAGACAUCACUAUGAUGUAAUAUUAUCAGUCAUGCUGUUGUCACUGCAUGGUUAGUUUAAGGUUAAUGCUUGCUUGCUAAUGGCCAAAUCACACGUCUGCAUUCAGCCCGUAUGCAAAGAUCUGUUUCUUUACCAAGGGACCGUAGGCCUAGUAUUGUAUGAUGUGUCAUACUUGCUUCUUUUAUUUAAUAUUUUUGGUUCGAAAUAAAGACAAAAUAAUAAUUAAAGUUGCAAGCAGCAUUUUACUGGUGCCAAGCCUAAAGCCGACCAAUAAGACCCUGUCAGACCAUUAAGACCCUAACAGACCAUUAAGACCCUGACGCAAACCAAUAACACCCUGUCAGACCAUUAAGACCCUGACGCAGACAAUUAAGACCAUUUUUGACUGGUUGUUUGGAAGUUAAUUUUGGACGAUAUUGAGCCUCUGGCGGUCAUGUCAUUUUGUCAAUCAACUUGUUUUUACUGAAGCAAUUGGACCUUUAGUCUCCAACAGCCAAAUAUGUUGGUCCCUCUCAACUCAAAUAUUCCGUCUAUGAACUGUGGUGAUUUUAGUCACAGGCCACAUCAUUUCGAUGCCACGCCCUAAUUGGAAAUAUGUUGACUGUACCUUGUUCAGAAUUUGAUUCUCAAUAACUUUUCUAUUGGACUCAAGAUCAUAGGAGUCCAUUUUGAUGCUGAGAUAAGCAUUUAAGUCUUUUUUUGUUUUAAACCACACCCUUUUUAGAAGUCAAUGGCUCCCUUGGUGCUUUAAUCUUUAUUGAACAGACUUCGCUUUAUGUCAGAUUGAAGACAUUGGUCCAUAGAUGAUACAUGCUAAAGGAUUUUGUUCCAAGUGAAAAAACCUAGGAAAAAAAAACAUUUAGUGUUUUUAACAUAGUUCAAGUUAGUCGUAAAUCCAUCCAAAUAAAGUCAUAGGUUCUUGAGGCAUUUGUUCAGCAUGAGGAUAUGCCUGUGUGACCAAAGUUUCAUGACUCUUACGUCAAAGCGUUUAUGAGAUAUGUUUCUUCAAAUUUUUCAUAUUUGGACUGUUGCUGUAGCGCCACCUUUGGGCCAAUCAGUGUAAUAUUUGCUCUCUGCUAAUCUGGAGUCGGCCUCUACAACUGUAGUAAGUUUCAUAAAAAGCGUGCGAGCGGUUUAGGCUGUGUAAGUCAAACGUGGCGGAAUAAUAAUAAUAAUUAAACUAACAAUUACAAUAGGUUGCCUUCGCACUUUGUGCUUGGCACCCUAAUAAUAAUAAAAACACUAACAAUUACAAUAGGUUGCCUUCGCACUUUGUAGUUGGCACCCUAAUAAAAAUACCAAAACGCCAGUGCUUCUAGGCCUAAGGCUACUGUAAUUAUUUGUAUGCGUUUACUCUCAAAUGUAACAUUUGUAAACAUGUUAUGUAAUUUCAAAAGUGGUUUUCCAAAUCCUAUAUAGGUGUUUUUCUAAUGCUUUUUAAGUGUCAUUCGGUUCUUCAUUAAGAAGACUUUGUAUCGACAAACUCUUAGCACUCAUGACGUAACUAUACUAUUGUUACAAUGUGUAAAAUAAUGUGUAAUAAAAAUGUGUGUGCGUGUGUGUGUGUGCGCGUAUAUGCGUGUGUUGAUUCCUAUAAAUACCAAUAUGGCUUUUUGUA